CCUACUUUUACAUUUCAUCCAAUGGUCUGUAGCGUUGCAUUGUUGUCACAAAACGUGCAUAGCUAGGAACUGGCUAGGCUAAUUCUGGGAACACGAACAACAGAAUUCAACAAAAGAAGAUGGAGGUCGAGCAGCUGCUCUCUCUCUCUGGCUCAGCGCUGGCACAGGCAGUCAGUGCGAUGCUGGAGACCCCAGGCCUCUACGUCUUCUCCGACAUCCUGGAGCUUCCCAACGUCAGAGAGCUGGAGGCUGGUCCGCAUGCCCCAGUGUACCAGCUGCUCAAUCUCUUCGCCUACGGAACCUACUGCGAUUACAAAGAGAGAGCUGCAUCUCUCCCAGAGUUAACCCCUGCACAGAAGAACAAACUUCGCCACCUGUCAAUAAUCAGCCUGGCCUCCAAUCUGAAGUGCCUGCCCUACUCCCUCCUGCUGCAGCAGCUGGAGCUGAAGAACGUGCGGGAGCUGGAAGACCUGCUGAUCGAGGCGGUGUACUGCGACAUCAUCCAGGGCAAGCUGGACCAGCGCAACCAGCAGGUGGAGGUGGACUGCAGCGUGGGCCGGGACCUGGGCCCCAACGAGCUGCCCAACAUCGCCAACACGCUGCAGGAGUGGUGCUCAGGGUGUGAGGCGGUCCUGUGUGGGAUUGAGGAGCAGGUAUCCAGAGCCAAUCAGUACAGAGAGAGCCAGCUGAAGGUGAAAGUGCAAGUGGAGACCGAGGUCUCAAACCUACAGAAAACCCUCAAGGCCAGCUCCGCGUCCCCUUCGUCUGGCCCCGCCCCUGCCGGAGCCGCCUCCAAUCAGGACGCGGACCAGCCGGCCGAGGCACGAGACCCCGCUUCUUCACAGGAACCACGGCAACCGGGCAAGAAGAGCUCCAAGGUCAAAGGACUUCGGGGAAGCGGCAAAAUCUGGUCGAAGUCGAACUGAAGAGGAGGCGCGUUUGGAGCGGCGGGGCGCGACGGAUGGAGCCCGGCCCGCAGGGAGACGGACGGACGGACAGGGACGGACGGACAGGUGUACAUAUAUAACGGGACGGGCCGACGGGAGCGUGCGGCGUGUGUGUGUGUGACGGCAUGUCGCGUGCGGACGCGCGCGUCGCCGGGGGAGACGCGGACAGAGCCCGCGAGCUCGCACCGUUUUUCGGUUCUAUCUUUUUUUGAAUGGAAGUUGUGUGUAGUACAUGAAAAUGCCAUGUGUUGACAAUAAAUUGUAUCUUGUUCCACA
This is a messenger RNA of Conger conger (European conger), 1223 nucleotides long. It is a transcript of the gene cops7a, whose product is annotated as COP9 constitutive photomorphogenic homolog subunit 7A. NCBI's taxonomy places the organism in Eukaryota, Metazoa, Chordata, Actinopteri, Anguilliformes, Congridae. The transcript has 8 exons. Gene Ontology annotation, cellular component: COP9 signalosome. The coding region runs from base 120 to 926 and encodes 268 amino acids. The record is from RefSeq and is a predicted model, not a curated record. Gene Ontology annotation, biological process: COP9 signalosome assembly.